UGCUGAGUGCAGUUUAUUUGCGGCGCUGGAGAGUUCAAUCAUCUACUGCUAGCUCCAGCCAAAACGUGACUCUAACCUUCUAUUUAUUUUGUUUGUAAGCUAGCUAGCGACGCUUGAAUUAAUUUAUCGAACAAGAUGUAACUUCCCACCGUGUACAUACAAAAAAAAGAAAAGAAAACAUUCGCUAUACUCCUCCGUUUUAAUGGAUACAGGGGAGUAGAUGACGUGCUGUUGUUGCUACUAAUGGAGAUAUUGUUAUGCACUACUAUCAAUAUGUUACACGGUGGUGAUUCUAUAUUUUGAUUGUUGUUUUCUCAUUCUCAUAUUGGAUCUCAGUUUUGGGAUUUUCCUGUACAUCGUGGCAAUACUUUGUGAAGGAAAUACACAAGUGGGAAUAAAGCAUUAUACUUCGCCAGCUAGCCAUAGCUAGCUGCCGGGGAUUUAAAUAAUCUGACGUGUUCGAGGAAAAUCGGAGAGAGAAAAUAGUGAAAAACAUUAAUGUGGCGAUUCUAUUUUUGGCAAAUAUAAUUGGGAUUGCAGAAUGAGCAAGGAAAGACCCAAGAGGAAUAUUAUCCAAAAGAAAUACGAUGACAGUGAUGGGAUCCCUUGGUCAGAGGAGCGAGUGGUGCGCAAGGUGCUGUAUCUCUCCCUGAAGGAGUUUAAGAGCGCACAGAAGAGACAGCUGGGCGAAGGCCUAGACCCAGGAAUCAUAAGCUCAAACGGGUCUUUUUCCAACGGUCAGCUGAAGGGGUCGGGACCCAAAAGCGGGGGUCGCGGUGGCCGUGGUAAAGCUGGAGGGCUGAGGGGGUCCAUCCGGGGGUCCAUCCGGGGGUCCGUCCGGAACACCGAUGGCAGCAGUGAAUACUCUGAGGACGGGCCGGUCCGGAAGAGGCCAAGGCUGCAAGCGCAACGCAAGUUCGCCCAGUCCCAGCCCAACUCACCCAGCAGCACCCCGGUGAAGCUGUCUGAGGCACUGCCUGCCCCUGCGGCCCAGAUAAACGACCUCUCCAAACGCAAGCCCAGGACCGAAGACUUCCUGACCUUCCUGUGUCUACGAGGCUACUCUUCCUGGCAUGACGGAGACUCUGCGGCCCUGCCUAGCAACAUGGCGUACUUCGGGAGCUUGCAGGAAGAGGAUGACCUGGAUGAAGAUGAUGAUGAUGAGGAGGAGGAGGAGUGUGAGGACGAGAAGCCAGCCACCAGCGUGGCGUCCACGUCCUGCCAGUCCACGCCCCGGAAGGGCAAACCAGCAGUGAAGCACAUCAUCAAUGGUCACGUGUGUAACGGCCACACAAAGACCACGGCGGACAGGGACUCCUCUCUGAGACACAAAGGGAGGGAGGCCACGCUCGGGAGAGAGAGGAGCGAGCGGGCGGAGGGGCGGCGGGACCAGACCUCCUCCUCCGCCAGGGCCCACCCCUCAGGGGCCCUCGCCAGGGGCCACAGGGCUAACAGCCUCCGCCGGAACAGGUCUGCCCAGGACCUCCGCAAGCAGGUUUCGAAAGCGAACGGGGUGACGCAGGCAUCCUCAGUCAGAGGGCGCCUGCCCUGUGCCAAACGGACCCGCGGGUUCCGCCCGCUGCCAUCCAAAACUGUGAAGUACACAGCCACCGUGCCCAAGGGCCACGUCACCUACACCAAAGCCAAGCGGAAACAGGCCAAGGACGCCAAACGCAAGCGCGGAAAAACCGCCGCCGCCCACAAGCCCCGCCCCAGCAAUCACCGCCGCGACCGCGGCAACCGUCCCCACGCCAACGGUGCUGCCCGCCCCCAGCUCCACCGCUCCAACUCAGGGAAAGCCCAAAGCCGCGAUGCAAAAACCCGCAAAAAGGUGCUAUUAUCCAGCGGGCUGCACAAGGUGGCUAACGGGGGCUGCCCUCCCCCCGCUGGGAGGCUGAACGGCCAGCUGUGUGCCCGGGACUGCCCGCCCGGCCGCGAGGGCUUACGGACCUCCAGGAGGCGUCUGGAGGCAGCCGAGGCUGCUGUGGCCCAGAGACUGAGCCUCACCAGCCCCAGAAAGGUCAAAGUGCAGGCCAGCCCGCUGGAGACGCGCAGCAGGAAAGCUACUCAGGAGAAAGCCGGACCCGGCGGCCAUGUCACGAAGGAAAGUACGAGGCCCAACCUGAAGCAGGCGAAUCCAGCUCAGCCUGGUCCAGCUCGACUCAGUCCGGCUAAGCCCAGUCCAGCUAAGCCCAGUUUGACUCAGCCUACUCCUGCUCAGACUCAGCCCAGCAGGACUCAGCCCGGCACGGCUCAGCCCGGCACGGUUCAGCCCGUAACGGCUCAGCUCGACUCAGCUCAACCGCCCCCCGAGCGUCAAAGGCCCAAACGGGCGUCGGCCGGCAGACUAAUGUUCACCAGACAAGCACACUACAAGGUGCAGGCCGCCCCUGAGAAACACUCCUCUACCUCAAACAGCCCGUCCUCCUCCCUGUCACAGAAACCAGCAGAGAAGGAGAGAGAGCGGGAGAGAGAGCGGGAGAAGGAGCGGGAGAGAGAGCGGGAGAAGGAGCGGGAGAGAGAGCGGGAGAGAGAGCGGGAGAGAGAGCGGGAGAGAGAGCGGGAGAAGGAGCGGGAGAGGGUCCGGGCGGCCUGGAGCUCCCUGACGGAGGUGCCGGCGUUCCGGCCCGGGCAGCAGGAGUUCCAGGACCCGCUGGUGUAUGUGGACUCGGUGCGGGAGCGGGCCGAGCCGUUCGGGCUGUGCCGGGUCAUCCCGCCGCCUGACUGGAGGCCCGAGUGCAAGCUGAACGACGACAUGCGCUUCCUCACCCAGGUGCAGCACGUCCACAAGCUGGGCCGCCGCUGGGGCCCCAACGUGCAGCGGCUGGCCUGCAUCCGCAAGCACCUCCGAUCUCAGGGCAUCGCCAAGGAGGAGGCUCCGCUCAUAGGGGGCUGCGAGCUGGACCUGGCCCGGUUCUUCCAGCUCAUCAACGACAUGGGCGGCAUGCAGCAGGUGACGGACCUCAAGAAGUGGAGCAAGCUGGCCGACCUGCUGCGCGUGCCCAAGUCCGCCCAGGACCGGCUGGCCAAGCUGCAGGAGGCCUACUGCCAGUACCUGCUCUCCUACGACUCCCUCUCCCCCGAGGAGCGUCAGAGGCUGGAGGAGGAGGUGCUGGCCGAGAAGGAGACCCUGGAGAGGAGGAAGGGGCCCCUGGAGGGCCACUCUGAGGGAGGCCAGCGAGCCAUGCUGCCCCGCUACGAGCCCAAAAACGGCCUGGUCAACGGGCUGCUGCACAGCAACGGCGUGGGAGGGAAGCUGUGGCAGCUGGAGGCCCGCCGCCCCCCGCCGCAGGAGAGGAGGAGGGAGGAGGAAGGCGAGGAGGAGGAGGAGGAGAGGGGCAUUCUCAGCGACCAGCACAAGUGCAUAUACAAGGGGAGGUCGGUGUCUUUAACCACCUUCUAUAGGACCGCAAGGAACACCAUGAAUAUGUGCUUUAACAAGGAGCCAGUGGCAACUGAAGUGGAGCAAGAGUACUGGAGGAUAGUGGAGCAGAAGGAGUGCCAUGUUGCAGUGCAUUGUGGGAAAGUGGACACUAAAACCCAUGGAAGUGGUUUCCCUGUGGGAAAGUCAGAGCCGUUUUCAAAACAUGGAUGGAACCUCACUGUCCUUCCUAAUAAUUCUGCAUCCAUCCUCAGACACUUGGGUGCUGUACCCGGAGUGACCAUUCCUUGGCUGAAUAUCGGCAUGGUAUUUUCUACCUCCUGCUGGUUUCGAGACCACAAUCGCCUUCCUUACAUAGAUUACUUACACACUGGUGCUGAUUGCAUUUGGUACUGCAUCCCUGCUGAGGAGAAGGCUAAACUGGACAGAGUGGUGCACACUCUGCUGCAGGCUAACGGGACACCAGGCCUGGAGAUGCUGGAGAAGAACAUCAUGAUCUCUCCGGAGGUUCUCCAUCGGGAGGGGAUCACAGUUCACCGGACCGUCCAGCAGAGCGGGGAGUUCAUCGUCUGCUUCCCGGGCACGUUCGUGUCCAGGGUCUGCUGCGGCUACAGCGUCUCAGAGACGGUGCACUUUGCCAGCCCUCAGUGGAUGAACCUGGGAUACCAGGCCGCCAAGGACCUGAAGUGCCGUCGAAUCGAGAAACCCUUCUCCAUGGAGAAGCUGCUGUAUCAGAUCGCCACGUCAGAAUCCAAGCGGGAGAAUGGGUACAUACUGAGUACAAUCUCCUCACUCAUCAAAGAUCUCAGGGACCUAGAGAUGAGACAGCGGCAGGAGCUGUACAGAGCCGGGCUGCUGUGCUCUGCGCGCUACGGCACGCACGACUCCCACACCCCCAGCGAGGGCAAGAAGAAGCCCCGCAAGUGGCUGGCCCUGGAGACAUCGGAGAGGCGGUGCCAGAUCUGCCAACACCUCUGUUACCUCUCUAUGGUGGUCCAGGAGAACGAGAACAUCGUGUUCUGCCUGGAGUGUGCGCUGCGCUACGUGGAGAAACACAGGUCGUGUCGCGGCCUCAAGAUGAUGUACCGCUAUGAUGAGGACCAAAUCAACAGCUUGGUGAACCAGGUGUGUGGGAAGGCGACGUCGCAGAACGGGGAGGUGUGUAACGGCGUGGCCCCCAGCCGGACCUCGGCCCGGCGAGGCCCCCGAAAACGAGCCACGGUCCAGGUGUCGCUGUCCCGUAUCUCCUCCUCUCAGCUCUCCACCAGUGUCGCCGGUUCCACAUGAACAGGAUCCCGCUUUUAUUCUGUUUUUAUAUAUACAUUUCCCUCCUCUCCCCGUAGUAUGGAAAACUUGCCGUAGAGAGCAAGAUGUUUAUUGCACUAGCUCAAAGGAAAAUCAUUUUGAUUUUAGAGAAGUACUUUGAUUGUUUUUAGCAUUAAAUGUACAAACACACAAACGUAUAUAUAAAUAUAUAUAUUAUAUAGCCCUCACCUCCUGCAGCGGCUGCUUUCUGUCUCGCUGUGGUUGUGCUGUUUCUUCAUAGUUUAAACGGGUGGACCCCUGAAGAUAGGUGGCUUUUUCUUGUGUUCGCUCAUCAGCCGUAGGACUGCAUAUAAACACAACCUGGAUCAGGAACAAGUUGCUAACAGAACCACAAACUUGACUACUUUAAAACACGCAGGUUGCACUGGCAGAUGCAAGUGAUUUUCAUUUCACUUUGCCAGCGGCAAACCGUUUUGGGAGAGCAGUUGGGAAGUGAAGCUGGUUUGUGGUUAAUCGGUUAAGUUUACAUUUUGGUUUUUUCGAGUGUGAGGAGGAGGAGGUCACAGGAGAAGGCAAUGGUAGCAGCUCCAAACACCCGGAGGAGGGGGAUCGAGGCCGCUUUUUAUUACGUGUGACAAUGUCCUGAUUUUAGCAGGAAACCCAAGCCAUUGAUUUCUGUUUGUUUUGGUGCUGUUCAUAAUAUCAAACAGAACACAAAAGCGAAAUUCUGACAUUGUUUUGAACUGGCAACAUAAAGGCUAAACGGGCUUUUUAUCUGGUUCUACAAGUGCAAUCCUAUUAACAUUCCAUUCUGUUCGUCAUAACGUCUCAUCUAUAUCAAACAUCAGUAGCAUUAUUUUAUGGUUUCUUUUUUUUUUUGUGUUCUUUUGAUUUGAUUUUGGUCAAAUGCGCUAUCACAAGUGGAGCCACUAUUCAGUGUGAAAUGUGAAAAAUGUUUUGCCCCUCUUUUCCAGAUGUAAUAUGAAAGAAAUUACGGAAAGAAAAAUGUAUCUGAAAAUGGAAAAAGACGACACGCUUUGUACAUAGACCUGUAAAUGUCUUUAAAUACUUGAG
This is a messenger RNA of Conger conger (European conger), 5722 nucleotides long. RefSeq names its product jumonji and AT-rich interaction domain containing 2a (gene jarid2a). NCBI's taxonomy places the organism in Eukaryota, Metazoa, Chordata, Actinopteri, Anguilliformes, Congridae. Gene Ontology annotation, molecular function: histone demethylase activity; DNA binding. Bases 542 to 4669 code for a protein of 1375 amino acids. The transcript is spliced from 19 exons. The record is from RefSeq and is a predicted model, not a curated record. Gene Ontology annotation, biological process: chromatin remodeling. Gene Ontology annotation, cellular component: nucleus.